Molecule: messenger RNA, 807 nt
Organism: Neofelis nebulosa (Clouded leopard)
Lineage: Eukaryota; Metazoa; Chordata; Mammalia; Carnivora; Felidae
Gene: ODAM
Product: odontogenic, ameloblast associated
Exons: 10
Coding region: 1-807 (268 amino acids)
Source: RefSeq, a predicted model, not a curated record
AUGAAAACUAUAAUUCUUCUUGGGCUUCUGGGAGCCACAAUGUCAGCCCCACUUAUCCCACAGCGCCUUAUGUCUGCAAGCAACAGCAAUGAGUUACUUCUGAAUCUUAAUACUGCUCAGCUUCAGCCACUACAGUUUCAGGGCCCAUUUAAUUCAUGGAUUCCUCCUUUCUCUGGGAUUCUACAACAGCAGCAGCAAGCUCAAAUUCCAGGGCUCUCCCAAUUCUCUUUAUCAGCUUUUGACCGGUUGGCUGGACUGUUCCCAAAUCAGGCACCUUUCCCAGGAUGGGUCAGUUUUGCCCAGGGAACUCAGGUGGGACAGCUGGACCCCUCACAGCCUCAAACAUCACCACAGACCCAACAGGGCUCUAAUCAUGUUAUGCCCUAUGUGUUCUCCUUCAAAAUGCCUCAAGAGCACUCUCAGAUGUUUCAGUACUAUCCAGUCUACAUGCUCCUACCUUGGGAACAACCUCAACAGACAGCCACACAGUCACCUCCACAAACAGGACAGCAGCAAUUUGAGGAGCAGAUGCCAUUCUAUACCCAAUUUGGAUAUAUUCCAGUACAAGUAGAACCUGUUAUACCGGGAGUCCAGCAGCAACUAGCCUUAGAUCCCUUCACAGACACAGCUUCUGAAACUGUUGUGAUGCCAGCAGGAGCACAAAAAGAAAUGAUAAACUUUAAGCAUGCCAACAGAGGACUUUUCAUUCCUUCUACUUCACAAAAACCCAGCACUACAAAUUAUUUUGCUCCUGCUAUAGACCCAACUAUUACCCCCCAGGUGAUGGAAAAGAAGGGAGGCCAAUAA